UAAAUGACAAAAACGUUUGAAUAACGAGCGUUCAUUAUGAGUCUAUCACUCUUAAAUGUAGGCCAAUAGCACUUGAAAAUCGACUUAAUAUCCAUUUUCGAAUAAUAGUUGACUAUUCGCGAAAAAGAAACAGUAAAUAUUAGCGGAUAAUCACGUGGUGACGAGGGGGAUGGUUUAAAGUUGAAAUAUUACGAUUAAAAUUUAUCAGUGAAUGAGCUACGAUGAAGUAUUUAUUUAUAUUGCUGAUUGCCAUAUUAGAAUUCGGACAAUUUACUAUUGGCACAUGGGAUAGUGGACUGAGUUGUCCGCCGGUGUCUUUGAUGAAUGGUAAAGUUCAGAUGAGAAGACGCGGAAAAAUUAUACGAUUUAAAUGCUACGAGGGUUUCACUCUUAUUGGAGAUAAAUAUUCCACCUGCAUCCGUGGUAAUUGGGAUACUACAAUACCCGUUUGCGUCAAUUCUCGGUGUCCACCAUUACCCACUCCUGACCACGCGCUUGCUGCAUCGAAAUAUGAUGGAGCAGUACUUAUAUUUUUUUGCGAGCCCGGAUAUCUACUCGUUGGCAAUGUUGAAAUUUAUUGCAAUGGAAAGACCUGGAAUGGCACAGCACCUCACUGCAGAGGUGGCAAUCUCUCAGCACCGACAAAGUGUGAUUUUGAAACCCCAGAUCUGUGUUGGUGGGAACAGGAUCCCAAACAUGACUUUGAUUGGCGCAGACAUAAUUUUCAGACACCAAGUUCGCAUAUUAAUACUGGACCUACGUACGAUCAUAACUUCGGCCCUGGAAACGAUGGGUAUUAUCUGUACAUUGAAGCAUCUGGGAGACUUCUCAAUGAUUCAGCCCGAAUUAUAUCACCACUCUAUAAUGCCUCACUGACCAAUUCUGGAUGUUUUUCUUUCUGGUAUCACAUGUAUGGAGUUAACAUCGGUGCAUUACGAAUUUACUUCAAACUGGAGUCAGAUCCUGAUAAUCCUGAAUUAAUGUUCGAAAAGCAUCAUAAUCAAGGCAAUAAAUGGCUCCAUGGAAUUUUCAAUCUUCCCAAAACGAGUGACAACUUUCAAAUUGUUAUUGAGGGCAUACGGGGUGCCGGUUAUGAGAGUGAUUUGGCAGUGGACGAUGUGGCCAUUCUGCAAGGUGCAGAGUGUUUGCAAGGGCAGACACCCAACGACAACAUAACGCGCACAUCUGUAGCAGAUAACAAUGAUCAAAUUGAAAUAGUCAAUGCUGCACAGAGCUGCCGAGGGAGAUGUGGUAAUGUAAAAUCCACAGGCACAUGGACAACUAUAAUACCACUGACGUCGCCUGACGCAUGCCAUUGUUCCGACGACUGUGCUGAUAAUUCCACAUGCUGUCCUGACUUUGCUGAGUACUGCGUUCUAGCCCCUAGCGCAGAUGACUUAUACACAGCAUCAACUGGUAAUGAUGGAUUGACAGUGGGACAUCAUUACGUUUCAACACCUGUCGAGCCCAAAGAUGAACUGGAGCCUUACACAACUAAAUUGACUCUUCCAAUGACUAAAAGCCCAAUCCACUCUGAAACCUCAUUUACGUCAUUUAAGACGACUCAUUCGGAUGAGACAACUGAAACACAAUUCGCGAUACAGCAUGUGCAACAAGUGCAAUCUCACGCGUCUUUGAGUUCAACUGCAAUCAUCAGUAUAAUAGCAGCUCUCGUAGCAUUCGGAGCAGUUGUAACUAUUGUCAUUAUGUUCAUUUGGAGCUGGCGAAAAUCAUACGUACGAAGUGCUAAAUCGAGUAAAGGAUCUGGAUUAUCUGAAGACAGUGACGUUCGAUUUCUUACGUCUGACGAAAUUCUGGAUUUCAAUUUGGCACGACCAAGUGAGAACGAUGAUCCAUGAAUAGCUCCAACAGUUCCACCACCUCUGAGUUAUACUUUAAAACUUAUCAUUACUAACAGGUAAUUAGUAUUAUUUUUUACCAGUCAUUUUCAUGUGUGUAAAAAUAAUGUGAAACAUGUAGCUUUCUGUUUCGAAUUUAUUUAUUUGAUUUUUUCAUUUAUUUAUACUCGCUGAAGCUCUCAAUCAUAGUAACUCUAAUUGCGUGGGAAUAUCGUACAACGAAUUAUUGAAAAUUAAGUAGUGAAUUCAGUCUUAAAUAAGCAAUAUUAAUAUUGAUAAAUGUUCUUGAAUGUGGGUGAAAUUUCAAUGACCGCAUAAUAAAUAAGAAUUUACGGUAAUAUUACUGGACAUGUAGCCACUUAAAGGCAAAUUUAUUAUUAAUUUAUUAUGAUGACUUUGGAUAAUUCGGGGUGGGCUUAUUGAUGGUUCCCCAGAAGAGGAUUAAUCGUGAUGGCCCAUGUCUAAUAAAAAAUAUAAAAGGCCUAUUGGCUACGUAAAGAUAUGCGGUGCGUAGAACAGCAGCACUGCUAGCAGCUGCUGCAAUCGUACCAGUUUCUGUCACAUCAAUUUCAACUUUAUGGAUAAAAUCCGAUGCAUACAAUCCAGGAUUGACAAGAUCAGCACUAUUUCUCAGUGCAUCAAGACCAUAACUCGAAAAGCUCUGCCUCUCACUAAAUCUCCCUCCACCCGAGGCAGAGGGAGGAUUUACCUGUCGUUUGUGGAGUCUAGAAUUUUUUUCAAUCUCUUCACCUGAUAAUUGUCUUCUGCGUCGUUGGGAUUUUGGAAUUUUUUCAACGUAAACUCCGUUAUUCCACUGUUGAAUUUUAUAUCCACCUCGUUUAUCUUCGUACCUGAAGUAGUUGCUUCUUCCUGUGAAGUUGCCACUCGGCUUUUCACCAGUGACAGAAGAGUCUUCGUCAUUGAUUCUCGUGAAGAUGAAUGGAUUGGUGGUUGCAGUCGCUGGAGACGGACUACUGGAGCCAGCAGAGAGGAGUGCCAGGUUUGCUUGCUUGGGAUGAAAGAGUGAAGUCAGACCCAGUGACUCAAAGACACGUUUCAGGUGCAGACUACUCGUCAGCUUCAUCCUUGGCAGUCCUACAAGACAAUAUUGACUUUCCGUUUUCAAUAUGAGUUGUUCAAUAAGUUCUGGGGUCAACGUGGAAUGCAAAGCGUUUAGAGCAUUUGGGUCUGUAGAUCUUGGCAGCAGAAUGUACAUCGUCGACUCGAAGAGUUCAAAAUCAGAUGGCUCAGCCUGAAAACAGUGAAAUCAUUAUUUUAUCUGUUGAAUUUUAGCAGAUGUUUGAGCAGCUGAACUCACUGGGCUUUCAGCACUAUUUUUGUAGGGAAGUCCCAGAAUUUCUAUGCCCAGUUUCUGGUCACGGUGGAACGGGAAAAACCCAGCAUUGUACAUCAUGUCGACGUCAACGGUUUGUCCAGAUGGCAACGUAAACGGUUUCCUGUCAUAAACAAAGAAUCACGUCUGAAAAUCAUUUACAUUCGCUUGUAGCUACUUUUCUAAGAGCCAAGUAUAGGUAUUAUUCUUGGAGAGAACAAAAAAAUAUGUAUAUGUGCCCCCGGGCCAGUGAUUAUUACUCCCAUUCACUAUUCUUAACCGUUCGGUAAACACAGCGGGAACACACAUCGAAAAAAAAAAUCCACAUGAGAAAGAAUAUUCCCACAUGAUUUGUCAGUGGAAAAACCCAACGUACAGUAUGACUCUAGAAACAUUGCCCGAUGAUUUUUUUCUAAAUUUAUCAUUGUUUCCAGAGAGAGAAAUAUUCAGGGGAAUUACACGGAGAGAAUUAAGAAAAGUUACUCAUCUUCACACGGACACAUUUUACAAAAAUCACAUAUUUGUUUUGCUAUCUUAUAGCGAGGUGUAGUUGCAGGAAAUUUUGCAGAGCUGACAGAUAAUUUUUCGGGAGUUUAUUUUUAUCCUUUUUCUGGUAAUUUUUAUUUUGUUGUUCUCUCGGUGUUUACUUCUAACUUUGCAGAUUUGAGAUUCUUCGAAAUUAAAAUUCACGAACCGUUUGGUGGUGUUGUCGAGAAAAUAUUUAUUCCAUUCGGCAUUGAAGUACAAGGAAGAAGCGAAAAUAGCUCUGGUCUCGGAAGAUGGGGUUUGUUCCAGAAUAUUUUUUAUCUUUCCAUGGGUUUUCAUGUCUACCCAGUUGUUGAUGAUUCUCUGAGCUGACGCUGAUUGUCUCGCAAAGUCGACGUUGUUUACCUCACUGUUAUAAACUCGUUGACUGAUUGAUAAAAAUUCUGGACGAAUGGGAUAGCCAGCCUG
Messenger RNA from Diachasmimorpha longicaudata, 4146 nucleotides. Its product is annotated as MAM and LDL-receptor class A domain-containing protein 2-like. Bases 222 to 1859 code for a protein of 545 amino acids. Gene Ontology annotation, cellular component: membrane. The transcript is spliced from 10 exons. NCBI's taxonomy places the organism in Eukaryota, Metazoa, Arthropoda, Insecta, Hymenoptera, Braconidae. The record is from RefSeq and is a predicted model, not a curated record.